This is a messenger RNA of Cataglyphis hispanica, 1575 nucleotides long. RefSeq names its product adenosine deaminase-like protein (gene Ada). Gene Ontology annotation, molecular function: adenosine deaminase activity. The transcript has 7 exons. Bases 125 to 1120 code for a protein of 331 amino acids. NCBI's taxonomy places the organism in Eukaryota, Metazoa, Arthropoda, Insecta, Hymenoptera, Formicidae. The record is from RefSeq and is a predicted model, not a curated record. Gene Ontology annotation, biological process: inosine biosynthetic process; adenosine catabolic process.
UACGAACCGAGGGGAAUGAUUAUAGUUGUUUAUGCAGCGGGAAAAUAUUGGUCUUUUACAGAACUAAAGAAAAUCUUUGAAAAGUUGAGUGCGCGGCAAAAUAUUGGAAAACCUUUCAUUUAUAAUGGAUAUGCAGGAUUUCUGUCGAAGAUUACCUAAAGUGGAACUCCAUGCACAUUUAAAUGGUUCAUUAAGUAUGAAUACCCUGCAAAAAUUAUAUAAAAUGCGAGAUUCAAAUGUUGCUCUGGAUAAUCAAGCUUUUAUGAAUAACACUAAUCUUUCAUCCUUAAGCGAAUGUUUUAAAGUAUUUGAUAUAGCACAUGCGCUAACAAUUACACCACAGGCUGUAUUUACUGCUACUUGCGAUGUGAUAAAAGAGUUUCAUGAAGACAAUGUGAUCUAUUUAGAAUUGAGAAGCACACCUCGUACUGUAAAGAACUCAAUGACAAAAACAGAAUAUCUUGAGGCAAUAAUAAAAGCUUUUGAAACAUCGAAGUUGCAGUUUCCACAGAUUCUUGUAAAACUAUUGAUAUCAAUUAAUCGAAAACAAGGUUGCGAAACUGCAAGAGAAAAUAUUAAUCUUGCGAUAGAGUUUAUGAAAAAAUAUCCAGAAUACAUUGUUGGUAUCGAUCUUAGCGGUGAUCCAACUGUGAACUAUUCAUUUUUGGAAUUAUUAGAAAUGUCUAGGAAAGCGGGGCUUAAAAUCACAGCUCAUUGUGCAGAGGUACCAAAUGAAAUGGAAACAACUGAUAUAUUAAAAUUUAAACCCAAUCGAUUGGGACAUUGCACUUGCAUUCAUCCUAGCUUGCAAGGUUCUAAGCAAUUGUUUGAUAUGUUAUUAGAAUCCAAAAUUCCUGUUGAGUUAUGCUUGACGUCAAAUGUGAAAUGUAAAACAGUACCAUCCUAUAUAUCUCAUCAAUUUAAAUAUUUAUAUGAAGCUGGACAUCCUAUAACAAUUGGAACUGAUGACAAAGGUGUUUUUGAUACAUGUUUGUCAGAGGAAUUGCAAUUAUUAAGCUCUGUUUUUAAUGUCGGAAAAGAACAGCUUAAAAAAUUAUGUACAUUAUCUGUACAAUAUAGUUUUGCAAAUGCAGAAGAAAAAAAAAAUUAUCAUCGAUAAUCGAGAGUUUUCAUAUUUAGUUUUUUUUUUUAUUUUGCUUGGUUUUGACAUCAAAUACUUCAUUUUAUUAUUUGUGCAUGCAUGCUUGUGUGUGUAUGUGUAUUUCUUUUAAUAAUAUUUUAAUUAGAGACAUUUAGACAAUUUCUCAAUUAAAUAAGAACAAUUUCUAAUAAAAAGAAAGAGAUGCAAUGCAUCUAUUUUGAGGUCAUACAUAUAAAAGUAACAUCAAUUUUAUUCAUAAUGUCGGCUACUGUAUAUGUUUACAUACAUUUACAUACAAUAAUUAAUUUUUUAUUUAUAUAUGAAGACUAUAUAUUCGUUUAACAUUAUCAGUAUGCCAUCUUGUUUCUCUCCAUAGUGUAUAUUUACAAUAUUUAUGAUAGUUAUUCAUAUAAUAUACCUAAUAUAAGUACAAUAUGUCUUGCAAUGAUUAAAGAAUCAAUAAUAACUAGAAA